AUUGUUUACUGUGUACUGUAUUGUUGUCUGCGUUGCCUCGGAUACUCAGGGGAAGUUUGUAAAUCGUUCGUUAGAAAGAAAUCGACUAUGGCGGUCUUACGAUUAGCUUUGUGCGUUUUUCUGUUGUUUGGUGCUUCGUGUGGCUUCAAAUUCGCAGACCGUGGAUGGAGAGACAAGCCCCAUGAAGGCAGGUACACGAAAGGAAUCGGUGAUUACGAUCUGCUGGUGCCGGUGAGAGUCGAUCCUGAAGGUUCCUUCGUCUCGCACUCUCUCCCGAGUUUCUUCCAGCAGGACGUAAGAAGGCGGAAGCGGGAGGCACGUGCGGAUUCCGAAAGAGUGCAUUAUGGGAUUAAUCUGGACGGACAGGACCACGUGGUGGAGCUGUGGCCGAACCACGGUCUGAUCUCGCCAGGAUUCGUUGUGGAGACUCGGCAGUCAGGGUCUGCGAGUGAUCUCAACAAGCUCAAGAUCCGAUCUGUGAACGAUUCGCAGUGCCAUUACACCGGGAGGAUCAAGGGACAACCAGAGUCACGGGUGGCGCUCUCUACUUGCGACGGAAUCGUCGGUCACAUCAGGACCAAAAGGGAUGUUUACCUCAUCGAACCCGUUGAAGGUCAUGAACCCGAAGUCAAUGGUCAACAUUUACAUCUUGUUUACAAGAGAUCCGCCAGUCACGAUCGCAAAGGAAAGUGUGGUACAAGAAACGACUGGGAAACCGCGUGGGCAAAUCGUUUAAAAAACGAGUACAACCAAAAAAAAGACAAUGCCCGUAAACGUUCCGUCUCGGAUGAUACGCGAAUGGGUUUUAAUAGAAAGAGAUCUGCAGAGGACCAAACCAAGUUCAUCGAAGUGAUGCUUGUAGCUGACAAGAAAUUCCUUGAGGUCCGGAAAGACAUCGACUACGAGCAAUAUCUCUUGACAACUGUGAACAUGGCUUCUGAUAUUUUGCAUGACGAGACUGUGGGACAGACAAUGGAUUUGGUGUUGGUUCGAUUAAUGUAUCUGGAGAAAGAAGAUGAAGAGGUUGAUCUUACAAUCAACAUAGACGCUGACGCUACUCUAACAAGUUUCUGUAAAUGGAGCACAAGGAUGAAUCCUGUGCUGACGCAUCCAAAUCAUCAUGACAUAUCUGUCCUUGUUACGAAGCAUGACAUAUGCUUAGGACCGGAUGGCUGCGGAACUUCGGGUCUCGCUGAUAUCGCAGGCGCCUGCGCUCGGAACCAAUCUUGUGCUAUCUGCGAAGAUAAAGGCUUAGUUGUUGGUACCAUCAGUGCCCAUGAAAUAGUCCACUUCAUUAUAACUCUGUGUGGGUCUUAUCUUGUUCAUCGAGUUUUUUCCAUUCUGGUGGUAUGCCCUAUGAAUAUGCCUGUCUAUCCGCCUUGUUUACGUCUGUGCAUUGCGGUGUGUUACAGGUUGGGCGCUGACCACGACUCUGAGGAUGAGAACGCCCCACCGGGAGAAUGCCCGGGAAUAGUAGAAGGUUACAAUAUCCAUGUUAUGUCACCGUAUUCUCAGGUUUCGCCUGCGAGUUGGUCAACUUGCAGCAAGAAAUUCAUAGCAGAAUUUUUUGAGAACGACCUCGGCAAGUGUUUUUUAGACGAACCUCAAGAACACAACUUCAAAUUUCCUGAAAUGCUUCCUGGCGUUUUGUAUGACCGUGAGUGGCAGUGUAUCGACAAUUUUGGACCUAUGGAGCCUUGCGACCACGGCCCGGAUAAAAACUGCAAGUACCUGACGUGCAGGACCGCCGGUGCCCAGGAGUGUACUUUUAUCGGCCCACCAGCCGAUGGAACCAGCUGCGGCGAUAACAAGUGGUGCUUUGGGGGCAAAUGCGUUGUUGUCGGCGUGAGGCCGAACGCCGUUAAUGGCCAGUGGGGAGAGUGGCUUUCAUGGUCCGAGUGUUCACGAACAUGCGGUGGUGGAGUAUCUGUUAGUGAACGCCAAUGUGACAACCCCAGACCUGCUAACCAUGGGCGGUAUUGUCUUGGGAAACGUCGCCGGUACAAAAUAUGUAAUACCGAGCCUUGCGACGAUAACUCGUCUUUCCGAGCAGAGCAAUGUGAAGCCUACAACACAGAUGACAUCAAGUGGACUCCUUUUAAUGAUGAAACACCCGAAAGUGUGUGUGCGUUGGUGUGUUCAAACAACAAACACGAAUACAGGACUUUGAAGCCUAGAGUUAAGGAUGGAACUCCAUGCAAGAUAGGCUCCAGGGACAAAUGCAUAGCUGGAAAAUGUCGGAACGUUGGCUGUGACUGGGUCCUCGACUCUGAAGCCGUGGAAGACGUUUGCGGAGUAUGCGAUGGCGACGCGUCCACGUGCGAUUUCGUUGACGAAGUGAAUAGUGAAAGCGGAGAAGAUUAUCAGGAAAUCACUACUAUACCGGCCGGUGCCAGACACGUUUCGGUAGAGGAGGUGACGGCGAGUCGGAACCUCUUGGCUCUCUCGGCAGCAGACAGGAAGACUUUCUUCCUCAAUGGCGAUUACACUGUUGAAGAAGAUGGAGUUAAGAGAAUUCCAGGAUCGAUCGUCCUGUAUAAUAACGUGGAUCCACAACGUGAAACUUUGUACAUCGAAGGUCCCACCAAAGAAGAUCUCAUUCUAUACAUUCUGAACAAUAAAGACCCUAACCCAGGAAUACACUACAAAUAUUCGAUUCCUUCGACUUCAGCGUACGAUCCGAAAUUUGUCUGGGAUCUUGUAGACUGGGGUCCAUGCAGCGCUUUCUGCGGAGGAGGAACGCAGUUGUCUCAACCGAGCUGUUUUGAAGAAAAGAGAGGAAAAGUAUCCAAGAUGCACUGCAAAGAUAUUCCGAAACCGACGGCGAACACCAGGUCGUGCAACACGCAAAGCUGUAAAGUCAGAUGGCGCGUCGGUGAAUGGGGUAGGUGCAGUGGCUGCAUUGGCAGGCCGGGUCACAAAUACCGGGUUGUGGACUGCGUCAAGCAGUCCCCGUUCGAAGACAGCGAAGAUAUGAUUGAGCCGAGCGAAUGCGAAGGACAGAAGCCUUCAAACAAGGAAUUGUGCAGUAGCAACAAACCUUGUGCCGUAAACUAUCGGAAACGCCACACGUCUCUUCAGAGAGACGCGUCGGAGAGCGGCGACGAGAACGGGAUAUUGAUUAUCGAUAAACCAAAUCCUGACAGGUUCAAGGUGGUCGAAGUACCGAAGAAUCAGGGUGUAAAUAACUUGAAUCUCUCGGACGAAGCUCUCGAGGCCUUGGGUGAUCAAGUGGCGAGCAACAUGGACGCAACAAAAACUGGAGAGGAGGCACAUAAGAGGCUAAAAGAGGGCAAGGAACAGAUUGAAGUGGAAGACGGGGAAGAAGAUGAUAUUUUAAAUUUGUAUUAGAUUAAAUCUCGAAGCACAUCACAAAUGAAAGUGAGGUUUUAAGGCGCCGAGGAAGAAAGGUGGUCAUCUUCUGGGUUGCAGCGUCACGCUUUCUGGUAGACGUUUACCGGUUCAGCGGCCCAUGCUGCCUCCAACAUCAGGGUUAUGAGUGUAGGAGGAAGCAACAACGUCUGAAAUGCUAGUGAACUUCUACCGAGUACUCGUUGCUACAACCCAGAAGACAGCCGUCUUGUUAAAAACUUUCAUUUGUGAAAAAUUCUGUGCUUUAUACGACAGGCUGAUGUAUUUAUAAAUUUUAUUAAAACUCUUUUCUAAAAUCCUCA
Zootermopsis nevadensis is the source of this 3674-nucleotide messenger RNA. The record is from RefSeq and is a predicted model, not a curated record. NCBI's taxonomy places the organism in Eukaryota, Metazoa, Arthropoda, Insecta, Blattodea, Termopsidae.